GUGCGAGCGUCUGUCAGUCUGGAGCCCUGGUACUCGUACACCCACUGGUACCCCAUGGCGUCGGGCCAUGUGAAGAAGAGCCCGGCGGAGCGCCCGGUGCCGCGGAUGCAGCCGGCCAUGAUGAUGUUCUCCAGUAAGUACUGGUCCCGGAGGGGCAUGUCGCUGGACUCGGCCAUGUUCCAGCAGCAGAGACACACCGGGGGGCAGAUGUCGAGGCGUCCGUCCUUCUGUCCCAUCAGUGAGACACCGGACACAGAGAGCCCCGGGGAUUCUGGGAAAACAGCGGUAGUGUUUUCUCUGAAGAACGAAGUGGGUUGUCUGGUCAAAGCUCUGAGAAUCUUCCAGGAGCAGCGAGUGAACCUGUCCCACAUCGAGUCCCGUGCAUCCCGGCGUGUCCUGAGUGAGGUGGAGAUCUUGGCCGUCUGCAGCUGCAGCCAGAGAGAGUUCAACGAGCUGCUGACGCUGCUCCGAGAUGCCGUCAACAUCGUCUCCGUCAACACGCCGCCCAAUGCCUGGGCCAGCGCUGAUGAAGAGGGAGAUGAUGUUCCCUGGUUCCCGAUGAAGAUCUCUGAGUUGGAUCAGUGUUCUCACCGAGUGUUGAUGUACGGAUCCGAGCUGGACGCUGACCAUCCGGGCUUUAAAGAUGAAGUUUACCGUCAGAGGAGGAAAUACUUUGUGGAUGUGGCCAUGAAUUAUAAAUUUGGGCAGCCCAUCCCUCGUAUUGAGUACACUGCGGAGGAGGUCCGUACGUGGGGCGUGGUGUUCCGGGAGCUGACCCAGUUGUACCCGACCCACGCCUGCAGAGAGUACCUGAAGAACCUGCCGCUGCUCAGCAAGCACUGCGGUUACCGUGACGACAACAUCCCGCAACUGGAGGACGUCUCGCUGUUUCUCAAAGAGCGGUCUGAGCGGGACACGUGCCAUGAGUUGCUGGGUCACGUUCCUCUGCUGGCCGAUCCCAAAUUCGCUCAGUUCUCUCAGGAGAUCGGCCUGGCGUCUCUGGGCGCGUCGGACGAAGACGUGCAGAAACUGGCCACACUGCCUGUGUUUCCCAGCAUGCCCUGCAGACUAACAGCUGCCUGUGUUUCCCAGCAUGCCCUGUCGGAGGCAGCGUGCGUGCGGCUGUUUGACCCGAAGACGACCUGUAACCAGGAGUGUCUGAUCACCACCUUCCAGGACGUUUACUUUGUCUCCGAGAGCUUCGAGGAGGCCAAGGAGAAGAUGAGGGAGUUUGCCAAGAUGAUAAAGCGUCCGUUCUCGGUGUACUACAACCCGUACACGCAGAGCAUCGACCUGCUGAAAGACACCGGCAGCAUCGAGAACGUGGUGCAGGAUCUCCGCAGCGACCUGACCACCGUCUGUGACGCGCUGGGCAAGAUGAACACCUACAUGGGCAUCUGACAUGCCACGCUCUGAUUGGUUCACACCUCACAGUCUCACACCUGUGACAGAAACACAGGAACAAGAUUUACUACAUGAACAUGAAGCUAUUGCUGUCUGAGCCCGCUGUUAUUAAAGCGUAACUCUCGCCAAAA
Molecule: messenger RNA, 1535 nt
Organism: Perca fluviatilis (European perch)
Lineage: Eukaryota; Metazoa; Chordata; Actinopteri; Perciformes; Percidae
Product: tryptophan 5-hydroxylase 2-like
Exons: 11
Coding region: 55-1401 (448 amino acids)
Biological process (GO): aromatic amino acid metabolic process
Cellular component (GO): neuron projection
Molecular function (GO): iron ion binding; tryptophan 5-monooxygenase activity
Source: RefSeq, a predicted model, not a curated record